AUGCACGCGGUUGGCCAGCUCUGGCAUUUGAGUGAUGAGGAGGCCAUAUUUGACCUUAGUAGCCAGGUAGCAUACACGGUUCGCUUCAGAAUCCGGCACCCUUCGAAGAAUGAGGAGUAUACGCUCCGCACUCACCAGGAUAGCGCUAUCGAGCGCUGGGAAAAUCCAAUGUAUCGCGCCUGCUAUCAGAAGAUCUUCCGGGGCCGCUGGGAGGAGUAUGACGCGUGGAACGCUGAUUGCCGAUCGAAUGCAAAGACUGAUCUCUAUGCGACUGGAGAAUCCUGUUCGGUCUUUCGCUCCCUUCAGGGCUGGCUUAGUCUAUCGCACACUGGAACCGGUGAAGGCAGCCUACGCCUGGUCCCGAACUUGAAACUGUCCACGUCAUACUUGCUCCUUCGCCCCUACUUCAUCCUGGAGGAACAGUUCGACUGCACAACUCCAUUGUUUCCAGGAGCUCCGCCUGGAAGCCUGUAA
Aspergillus calidoustus is the source of this 474-nucleotide messenger RNA. The record is from the annotation of a GenBank genome assembly. NCBI's taxonomy places the organism in Eukaryota, Fungi, Ascomycota, Eurotiomycetes, Eurotiales, Aspergillaceae.